CACACAGCUCCAAGCUACCAACCCGAGCCUGUGCCAGCGCACGAGCACGUCCAUGACCAGUGCGCAGUCACAGUCCCUCAUUGCUGAGCGGAACUCUGCCUACUUGGAGUACACACGUCAGGAGACCAUGACGUGGCACGAGAGCCUUCAUGCAUACCAUCAGCAGAGAGAUCGCACGUUGCAACACUUCCUUGAGGAAAUGGCGGCCGGCAGGGUUCCUCAAUUGCAACCAGCACCAUCUCCUCCACCACAACCAGUGCUUCUUACUUUUGAAGGAGUUUCUGACACAGAACCCUGGCCCCUCGCCGGGAACUGGUGGAUCUACCGUUGGUGGUGGUGCUGGUCUUGGCAUCACUCCCGAGUCACGGAGCCCGGUCACUCCUAUCGACGGAGGCGGCGGCGGUCUUGGCGGUAGCGCUGCCGCUAGCAGUGAUGACCUAGGCUUCAGCGGACUUGGCGGUGAUGACCUUGGCGGUGGUGGUGGAUGUCCUGGCACUUAAGCCUUUGGGUGAUGGUGGUGGUGAUCAUAAACUUGUGUUCUUUAGAUGACUUGUGGUCUUUUAUGGUCUUUUAGAUGACUUGUGAUCUUUUAGAUGACUUGUG
Molecule: messenger RNA, 603 nt
Organism: Triticum dicoccoides
Lineage: Eukaryota; Viridiplantae; Streptophyta; Magnoliopsida; Poales; Poaceae
Exons: 3
Coding region: 53-415 (120 amino acids)
Source: RefSeq, a predicted model, not a curated record